Molecule: messenger RNA, 1785 nt
Organism: Cheilinus undulatus (humphead wrasse)
Lineage: Eukaryota; Metazoa; Chordata; Actinopteri; Labriformes; Labridae
Exons: 2
Coding region: 412-831 (139 amino acids)
Source: RefSeq, a predicted model, not a curated record
GGAGGACCGGAGGAGGGACGCGUUUCUAGGAAAACCAGACCACAUCUCUAUUCCGAUCUCAUUUCGAAAAAGCUCACAUUGACGAGCACGGCUGGGCUGUUUUUUCACGUCCCGUGCUGUAUUUAAAUGGGAAAGUGUUUUCUUUUUUUCUGGAUGCACACUGAGAGGAUUGCGGCAUUGAAAGCAUCCUGAGUGAUCGGAGCUCAGCAGCAGCAUCACAUUGCAUGAAAUGCGUCACCGUGAUCCAGUUUUCCCAUUUACAAAUAUCGAGUCUGCGCUCACGGACUGUUCCCCGCACUGACCAGUCUGCAGGUAACCACAUGCGCGGGCCAGUGUCUCCACGCUGAGCCCGGAGAGCACGAAGGGUACUGGGGGUCAGAGUGACAAGCGUGGCCGGGAUAGGUGGACCAAAUGACGGCCAGAACCUCCGAGGCCUCGGGGCUGUCGGUGCCGCUGCACCGCUGUCACGGGGCUGCCAACAACGGCACCUGCGCGGAGCAGCUCAGCCUCUUCCCUCCGUUCUCCUCCACCCUCGCGCUCCUCGUGCUGGUGGCCGUGCUCGUGGGGAUCAUCCUCGUUUCCCUGGCAACGUUCCACUUCCACAAGAGGAAGCUCCGGAAUAGGAAGAUCCAGCGCGCGCAGGAGGAAUACGAGCGCGACAGUCGCAGCCCCGCGCGCGCCGUCGAGCCCGCGAGGCCGUGCGUCAUCGUCCGACCUGUGAGAUGCGAGGAGAAGCUCUCGUGCCAGGGCGCGGAGAGCGGGGACGUCAACGACAAGGAGGCGGUGGAGGAGAAAGAGGCGACGCACGAGACAGCUCCUCUUGACUGUUAAACUUGGUGCAACUUCAGGGAAUGAGACUGUGGAAUAAACAGGAUAAGCAAUAAGGCACAAAGAACUCCCACACCCAUGUCUGCUGCUUGUAGAUGACUUAGAAACCGUAGGAAAAAAUCAGAGUAUUUAGCAGAAUAGGCCUAGAGGAAACACUAGUAGGCUUCUCUAGAGGCACAUAGGUUAGCUAUGUGGCCUUAGUUUCUAAUCCACUAGUAUUUAGCAACCGGUAAUUCCUUAAAAACUGUAUAAAGUACUUGCCUGCUUUGACUUUUGGACCUCUUCCUCUCUUCCCCAGCAUUGUUUAAACCUCAAAGAUGUUUAAACUUUAAAUCCUCCCUGGGAUGUGACACAUGGUUGUGUUAAAUUAUUAAGAGUUGGUGACACAACACAGUCCUUAAUGGCUCGCUGAUCUUCCUUGGCAUGUCCUAUGACACACUACCACUAUGUAGUUAGACUAUACUGGAUGUUGUGGUGCUGUUAGGCAGUGCAAUGCUGCAUAUAGGCUGUAGAAAUGGCUUAUUUGUAUGCGUAGUAUUUCUUUCCUUGAAUUAAGUGACUUAGCAUAUUUGCAUAAGGUACAGUCCUCCAAUGUCUGUUAGACAUCUGUAGGUAGCUCUAGUUAGCCUGACAGGAUGCAAGACUUUUUGCUGUAGUUAUGCACAUGAGAUUUGUUUCUUUACUGUGACAGAUAGUGAAUCUUAGCGCUAAUAGAGUAUUUUCAUUUUUCAGUAUUUAUAAUGUAUCUUCUGACAUGUAAUAACUUGAGAAUCCUUCUAGCAGAGGGUGAUAGUUCAAGCCAGUCUUAUUUUUGAUCCUUCAUAUUGUAUCAUAGUGGGCCUAAAAGAAAUUAUGUGUCAUUUAUUAUAUGAAAUCACUGUAAAUGUAUGCCAUUAUACCAGAGCUGGAAUGUUUUACAGUAAUGUCAUCUUUCUGGAGUUCAUAUAACCUGCCUUA